Messenger RNA from Debaryomyces fabryi, 1281 nucleotides. RefSeq lists its product as uncharacterized. The transcript has a single exon. Gene Ontology annotation, cellular component: endoplasmic reticulum. The coding region runs from base 1 to 1281 and encodes 426 amino acids. Gene Ontology annotation, molecular function: adenyl-nucleotide exchange factor activity. NCBI's taxonomy places the organism in Eukaryota, Fungi, Ascomycota, Pichiomycetes, Serinales, Debaryomycetaceae. The record is from RefSeq and is a predicted model, not a curated record.
AUGAAAUUACUGAAAGAAGUGCUUUCUUCAAUAGUAUUAGCGUUAUUGAUUAAUCCUAUCGAGUCCCUGAUUGUAAAUACCAACGGAGAAUUAAUCUGCGCACCAAAUAACCCUACCGAUUGUUACCCCAAAAUCUUUGAACCAACUACUGAGUGGCAAAUUAUUAGAGAAGGACAAGAUAUUCCAGCAGGAUUACACGUGAGAUUAAACAUGGAAACUUCAGCUAGAGAGGCUAAAAUCUUGGAUCCAUCUGAAGAGACUGAGGGAUCUAGCGAGUUGAUGGUGAAUGCAGAACAUAAUAACGAUAAUAGCGAUAACGUCGACUUGAGCAAUGAAGACCAGGCAAACGAAAUUCAACAAAAAAUAAAAGAGUUUAAGCAAGCACAGGGUAAAUCUAAAGUUUCUACUGGUGACUUGAAUGAUUUCCUGUCUUCGGUAGACGAAGUCCAACAGUAUCUCCAAGGAGGUGAUGCAAGCAGAUUGUCCACUGCCCUUGAUACGUUGAUUGAAUUAAGCCAUGAUCUCGAAUUCGGUGUCAAAUUGACCCAAGAUUCGUCAGUUUUCCGCAGCCUUUUUGAUGUCAGCAAGUUAGUACAAGACAAAGAAUUACAGGAAAAGGUAUAUAGAAUUAUGGGAUCAAGCUUAAGAAAUAAUCCAGAUGCCGUGACCAAUGUUUUAAAUAACCAGGAUGCAAGGUUUGUGCAAGGCUUGUUUGAUAAGUUAAAUUCUGAUGCAUCAGAUGUGAUCAAGAAGCGCAUCUUAGGAAUAAUCCAUGCUCUCACGCAAAAUAGCCAUUUCAAUGCCAAAUAUUUUAACUCCAAUAAUGAAAAUUCAGCAAUCGAUUCGCUUGUUGCGGUGUUCCCAUCGUUGGAAUCACAGUCCCAAACUAGACUAAUGAACAUUUUCGAGGACUUGAAGUUACUUGAUGGGGCCAAAUCUAAUGAGAAGAGGGCUAUUGAAGAGUCGACUGACCCCAAAAGUCAGUAUUCACAUUUCUUGCAGCAACUGUUAUCUAAUAAUGGAGUUACGUCGGAAAAUCAAUUCAAAUUAUAUUUCAAUAAAUUGAGUGAAGUUCAUUCUCAAGAUAAGUCAUUAAAGCCUUCAAAAGAAUUCAUGGAAUGGUUAUCGAAGGAAGCCGAGUUAAGGUCGAAAGGCAAUCAUGAAAGAGAUUCAUCAUAUACCGAAGAGGAUAAGCAAUUUGACCAGGACCUAUUAAGGGCUAGGCAUGUCGUAUUCGGCAAUCCUAUGGGAUUACGCAAGGCUUUGGCCGACGAGUUAUAA